Parnassius apollo (apollo) is the source of this 2745-nucleotide messenger RNA. The record is from the annotation of a GenBank genome assembly. NCBI's taxonomy places the organism in Eukaryota, Metazoa, Arthropoda, Insecta, Lepidoptera, Papilionidae.
AUGAAGAUGACUGUAAAUCGUAUAAGGGUAGUGGUGCUCGGAAGCCCGCGAAGUGGAAAAUCGGCGGUGGUUGUGCGUUAUCUAACAAAACGGUACAUCGGCGAAUACAGCUCUACUGGGGAUUUCCUCUAUCAACAUAGAGUUGCUUUUGACGGUGCCGUCUCAGAAGUUGAAAUACUCGACACCUCAAAUUGCGCGAUUCGCGGCUGCAUAGGUGACCACGUGCGGUGGGGCGAUGCGUUUGCGGUUGUGUACUCUGUGUGCGAGAGACGCUCGUUUCUGGCGGCCGCGGAGAUCCUCUCGCUGCUUGUUCGAAGCCGGCUACCGGGCUGCGCAGCUAUAACCCUCUUAGGGAAUAAAAGAGACCUCGAACACGCCAGGGAGGUCCACGCAGAGGAGGGUCAGGAGCUAUCGCUGCGGUUCGGUUGCCAGUUCUACGAGGUGUCAGCGGCGGAGUCGAGCGCGGGCGCGGCGCUAGCCUUCCACGCGCUACUGCGGGAGGCACGAGCACUGGCGCUGCUGCUACCCGCACCGCGCCGCAAGCUCGCUGCCUACUCUGUCUCCAAGGUACGUCUCACACCGUACAACACUAUUGCGUUACACGCGCUGCUGCUACCCGCACCGCGCCGCAAGCUCGCUGCUUACUCUGUCUCCAAGGUACGCCUCACACCGUACAACACUAUUGCGUUGCACGCGCUGCUGCUACCCGCACCGCGCCGCAAGCUCGCUGCCUACUCUGUCUCCAACGUACGUCUCACACCAUACAACACUAUUGCGUUCCACGCGCUGCUGCUACCCGCACCGCGCCGCAAGCUCGCUGCCUACUCUGUCUCUAAAGUACGUCUCACACAUACAACACUAUUGCGUUGCACGCGCUACUGCUACCCGCACCGCGCCGCAAGCUCGCUGCCUACUCUGUCUCCAAGGUACGUCUUACACCGUACAACACUAUUGCGUUGCACGCGUUGCUGCUACCCGCACCGCGCCGCAAGCUCGCUGCCUACUCUGUCUCCAAGGUACGUCUCACACCGUAUAACACUAUUGCGUUCCACGCGCUGCUGCUACCCGCACCACGCCGCAAGCUCGAUGACUACUCUGUCUCCAAAGUACGUCUCACACCGUACAACACUAUUGCGUUCCACGCGCUACUGCUACCCGCACCGCGCCGCAAGCUCGCUGCCUACUCUGUCUUCAAGGUACGUCUUACACCGUACAACACCAUUGCGUUGCACGCGCUGCUGCUACCCGCACCGCGCCGCAAGCUCGCUGCCUACUCUGUCUCCAAGGUACGUCUUACACCGUACAACACUAUUGCGUUCCACGCGCUGCUGCUACCCGCACCGCGCCGGAAGCUCGCUGCCUACUCUGUCUCCAAGGUACGUCUCACACCAUACAAGACUAUUGGGUUCCACGCGCUGCUGCUACCCGCACCGCGCCGCAAGCUCACUGCCUAAUCUGUCUCCAAGGUACGUCUCACACCAUACAACACUAUUGCGUUCCACGCGCUGCUGCUACGCGCACCGCGCCACAAGCUCGCUGCCUACUCUGUCUCCAAGGUACGUCUCACACCAUACAACACUAUUGCAUUCCACGCGCUGCUGCUACCCGCACCGCGCCGGAAUCUCGCUGCCUACUCUGUCUCCAAGGUACGUCUCACACCGUACAACACUAUUGCGUUCCACGCGCUGCUGCUACCCGCACCGCGCCGCAAGCUCACUGCCUAAUCUGUCUCCAAGGUACGUCUCACACCGUACAACACUAUUGCGUUCCACGCGCUGCUGCUACCCGCACCGCGCCGCAAGCUCACUGCCUAAUCUGUCUCCAAGGUACGUCUCACACCAUACAACACUAUUGCGUUCCACGCGCUGCUGCUACCCGCACCGCGCCGCAAUCUCGCUGCCUAAUCUGUCUCCAAGGUACGUCUCACACCAUACAACACUAUUGCGUUCCACGCGCUGCUGCUACCCGCACCGCGCCACAAGCUCACUGCCUACUCUGUCUACAAGGUACGUCUCACACCGUACAACACUAUUGCGUUGCACGCGCUGCUGCUACCCGCACCACGCCGCAAGCUCACUGCCUAAUCUGUCUCCAAGGUACGUCUCACACCGUACAACACUAUUGCGUUCCACGCGCUGCUGCUACCCGCACCGCGCCACAAGCUCGCUGCCUACUCUGUCUCCAAGGUACGUCUCACACCGUACAACACUAUUGCGCUGCACGCGCUGCUGCUACCCGCACCGCGCCGCAAGCUCGCUGCCUAAUCUGUCUCCAAGGUACGUCUCACACCGUACAACACUAUUGCGCUGCACGCGCUGCUGCUACCCGCACCGCGCCGCAAGCUCGCUGCCUACUCUGUCUCCAAGGUACGUCUCACACCGUACAACACUAUUGCGCUCCACGCGCUGCAGCUACCCGCACCGCGCCGCAAGCUCACUGCCUACUCUGUCUCCAAGGUACGUCUCACACCGUACAACACUAUUGCGUUCCACGCGCUGCUGCUACCCGCACCGCGCCGCAAGCUCGCUGCCUACUCUGUCUCCAAGGUACGUCUCACACCGUACAACACUAUUGCGUUCCACGCGCUGCUGCUACCCGCACCGUGCCGCAAGCUCGAUGCCUACUCCGUCUCCAAGGUCAUCGGCACGAUAUUCGGCAAAAACAGCAAAAGUGUACGAAAGAAACGACCGUCGCUCAGUAUUUAAAUCUACAUAUUUAUCAUUAAGUGUAGUUUUAAAACAAUAG